GUGAAUGUUCCAACAGAGAAGUGCAGUAUCGCUGCUACAGUCGGUGUGUGUGGAAGUGGAAGCUCUGACAUUGAGAAAGCUGUGUGCACACACUGUGACACACGACACAAACGCACCGGGAGCAGAGGAACGAGCGGAGGACUCGCGCACACAGCUGAGCUUCACCUGUCCCGCGGGGAUUGUUUAGUCUUUGGAAGCCGCUGACAGGUGACCUGUCAACAUGUUGAAGAAAAAGUCCCGAUCCACCCCGAUAACGGAACCAAAAUCUACGGCUCCGGCCACAGAACUGGGCGCUCUGAUCGACAAGCUGCAGAAGAAUGCUGAUAAAGUGGAGAAGAACUGCUAUGACGUCGAGCAGAACCUCAACAAGGAUGUGAGUAAGAUCAAUGAGGGGAAGCAGCCACUGUAUCAGGAUGACACCAACAAGAGACUUCUCAACUCUCUGGAGAUGCUCAACAGCCUGGACGAGGACGCUGUUGAGGCCAAGCGCCUCCAGCAUCCGCAGACUGCGAUGAUAGAAAAAGACAUGAAGCAGCUGCGUGAGAAAGUGAUGAAGCUGAAGGAGGACCACGACCGAAUCUACCACCUGACCCGCACAGAGGGGAAGCCCAGCAUCAACUGGGGCACCAUGAUGGAUGAGAAACUGGACAACCUAAAAAACAAGGGCUUUGGCCAGGACCUACCAUCUGUGGAGAGCGAGGUGGAGGAACACAACAUCUUCCAGAGCGAGGUGGAGGCUCUGGCUCCUUUGCUCUGCAGUGGAGACAAGGAAUACGUCAAUAGCCUCCAGGAAAAGCACAAAAAGCUACUGGCCAGUUCAAGCGCUCGUCAGCGCAACCUGGUGAGCCUGCGGGACUACAUGCAGCACUGCACCAAUGAGCUGUACUGGAUGGACCAGCAGGCCGAGGAGAGGGUCAACUACGACUGGAGUGAUACUAACCUGGAGUACAAAACUCGCCAGAAGCAGUAUGAGAACUUUAUUGGUAAAUGUCUGGAGUCCAAGGAGGCCACCAUCACCAAGCUGAAUGACGACGGAGAGAAGCUGAUUGCUGCUGAGCAUCCAGGGAAAAAUGUUAUUGAGGCUCAUAUGGAGGCAGUCCAUGCUGACUGGAAGGAGUACCUGAACCUGCUCAUCUGUGAGGAAAACCACCUCAAACACAUGGCUGAGUACCACAAGUACCACAAGGAAGCCCGUGACACUCAGGACCUGCUGAAGCGGCUGGAUACAGAGCUCAGCCAGAAGUACAACCCAGAGUUCAAAGAUGUGUAUCAGAUGGAGAGUCUCAUCGAGGAGUUGGAUGACCAAGCCAAGGCCAUGGACCACUUUGAUGAACGGGUCAAGGCUCUUCAGAAGCGCAGCCUGCAGGUUUCUCCUCUGCCCUACCGCCGAGAAACCCCCUCGAAGCUGAUGCCUGUUGAGGCUCUGUGCGAGUUUGACACAGAUGAUGGGCAGAUUGUGCGUGGGGAGAGGUACACUCUGAUCCGGAACAAUGGUACCAAAUGGGACGUGAAGGAUGCAUCUGGGCGUCAAAUCACUGCCCCGGCGGUCUGCUUCGUGUUCCCCCCCACCGACCCUGAGGCAGUGGCCAUCUCUGACAACCUGGCCAGCCAACAAAAAGCCCUCAAGCAGAAGACUGCAAACAGCAAAGCAGCUCUGCAGAAACGCUUCAGCGAGCUGAAGAAGGAGAGUGGGACUGCGGGCACAGACAAGCAGGAGCAGCAGUGUCGCCAGCUGAUGGCUGGUCUGGACAAGGUCACCAGUGACCUGGGCAAACAGGAGAAAGCCAUUUAUGCUGGUGUGCGCCCGCCACUGGAGGAGAACAGGCCAAUGCAGGACAGCGCUGACCGCCUGCAGGAUAUGAGGGACAUCGCUGCUGCUGUCAGUAAGAUUGAACCAGAGAAGUCCGCCAAAGUGCAGGAAGCAAGAAACUUCUUGGUCUCCAAUCCAAACAGUGCCAGCUCUUCUCAGCUUCACAGCAAGGUGGAUGAAGCCGAAAAGAAGUACAACAAGAUCGAGCAGCUUCUUCAGUGCUCUCAGGAGAAACUGAAGAAUUCAAACCAGCUGGAGACUUCCCUUCAAAAUGGAAAGACUCUUCUUGCCAGCCAUGAGAACAAGCUGGCCAGGGAGGAGGUUGCUCCUGCUGACCUGUCCUCACUUGAGAAGGCACAGCGGGAACUUGCAGAUACUGCAUCAGAACUGAGGUCCAAGAGGUCACUUAUUGCUGAGACUGAGCAGAAUCUGCGUUUGGCCCAAAACAGCUGUGACAACAUGGCGACCAAAUUCCAUGAGCACUGUCCUGACAUUGAGAGGCAAAAGGCAGAUGUCCAGAAGCUCAACAAGCGUUAUAACAACCUCACCAAGCAGACUGAUGCCAGAGCCCAAUGCUUGCAAAGAGCCAAGAUGUCGCUCGUAAAUUACAACAAUGGUUAUGACAAUCUGAACAAGUGGUUGGCUCGUGUCCCAAACUACGAGCCCAAUGAAACUGAUGACGCAAGACAAAUUGAGACCAAGCUGAAGAAUCAAAAGAACUUGCUCUCUGACAUUGCCAGAAAGGAGUCCGACUUGAACAAUGUGUCCAAAAAUGCUCAGCUUUACCAAGCAGCCGUCAAAGACUACGAGAAUGAAUGUGAGAGGUUUAGAGCCAUCCUUGAACUUGAUGAUGGACUUGUACCUCAGACAUACAAGAGGAACAGAAUUGAAUCACCUUCACUGAGAGUCAGAGCAGAGGAAUCUGCUAUUGAGGCCAAGUUUACUGAGGUGAAUGCUGUGAACUCGGCAAGGCUUCAGAAUCUGGAAUACGCCCAAAAUCUUCUCAACCAGCAACCUGACAUCCCUAUGAUCAAGUCUACAAUGGUCCAGUCAGUAAAUGCUAGCCAAGGAGAAGAGCCUUGGAGAGUCAGAAAGCAGCUGCAAGAUGAGAUCCACAGGAGGGAACAGCUAGAGAGAGAAAUUGAGACUAUUCAAACUGAAAUCUAUGUCCUUGAAGGACAGAGGCCCCAGGACACAAUUGUCAAAAAAGAGAAAAUCAAAAAGGUUGCUGACCCCCAGCUGGAUGAGGAAAUCCAUAAGGUCCAGCAGAAACUCUCAGAGGAGCGCCGCACUACCAGUGUCCUGGAGAAUGACCUUGAGAUACUGAGGUUGAGACUGCGUGGCCUUGAGACAGAAUCCAGAGAAGGGGCACAGGAAUAUGUGGUCAAGGAGGUCCUGCGUAUACAAAAAGAUCCUGUUCAAGAGGAGGAGAUGCGCAGGCUUAGGGAUGAACUGGAUGAGCUAAGAAGGCAGAAGAUAAUGAAAGACAAUGAGCUGAUUCAGAUACAAAAGCAGGUAACACUCCUGGCUGAGGAGAAGGGCAGGGAGCAGGAAGUGAUCACUGAAGAGGAGGUGAUCAAAGUCCAGAAUGAUCCCCAACUUGAAAUGCAGUACCGUUUGCUCUUGAACAGGAAGCAGAAGGAGAUGGAUGGCAGGAAACAGCUGGAGGAUGAACUGCAAUUUCUUAAGGAGAAGCUUGUAAGGAUGGAGAAGGAGAAAGCAAUGGCUGAAGAGAAGAUUUCCAUCAAAGAGGUGCUGAAAGUAGAGAAAGAUCUCGAAUUUGAAAGAGAGGUAGACACCCUCAGAAGGCAGUAUGAAGAAGAGAAGACCAAACGGAGAACAUCACAGCGAGAAAAGAUUGACCUCCAGAGGAAAAUUACCAGUACAGAGGAGGAAAAGUCCAAAGUUGUUAUUCAGGAGAAGAUGCGGGAGAUUGUCCGCCCUGACCCCAAGGCCGAGAACGAGGUGGCCAAUCUCCGUCUUGAACUUGUAGAGCAACAGAGGCGCUGUAAAGAUGCAGAGCUCCAGCUUAGAUCUCUACAGGAUGAGCACACCAUGCUGAAGAACAGAGGACCUCAAGUGGAGGUCAAGGAGAUCAUCAAAGAAGUCAUCAAAUAUAAGACAGAUCCACAGACUGAAAGAGAACUGGAGAGACUCCGCAAUGAUAUUGUAGAUAAAACCCACCAGACUGAGAAAUCUGAGAUGGAAAUCCGCCAACUUCGUGAGGAAAUUAGAAGAUGGCAAGACACCAAACCCCAAGUGCAAACUAAAGAGGUGGUUAAUGAAGUGCUGCAGUACAGGGAAGACCCAAAGACUAAAGAGGAAAUUGAGACUCUCAAAAGGAAACUGGCUGAUGAACAGAAGAAACGCCUGGACCUUGAGAGAGAACGGUCAGCCCAAGAAGAGAAGAUCAGACUGAGAAAAGUGGAACUGUCUCAGGUCCUCGAGAAGAUUGUUCAGCAAGAAGUGGUCAAGAUGGAGGAAGAUCCAAUCCUCAGAUCAGAGUGUGACACCUUUUCACAAAACAUCAGCAAUGAGCAGAAACAAAAGGAGAGCCUAAAAGCAGAGCUCUACCAACUGCAGAGACAAAUGGCUGACCUGGAUCUACAACUGGAAGAACUGGAGCGUGAACGCAGGAUAAGGCGUGAAGCAGAAGUGGAAAUCCAAAGGCUUCGGCUCAGACUUACUGAGCUAGAGCUCCGCGACAAGGAGAACCGUGAGAAAGUCACUGUCAAACAUAAGGUAGUCCUGCAGCAGGAUCCCCAACAGGAGAAGGAACACUCCAUUAUCAGACUUCAGCUUGAAGAAGAAAAGCACAAACGCACUCUGCUCGAGAAAGAGUUGAAUGCCCUCAUCCAGCAGCAGAUCACCCUCGAGAAGAUGGAUGUGAAGGAAAGAGUUGUCCGCACUGAAAAAGUCCAAGUUGAAAGAGACCCAGAGGCCGAGAUUGAGAUUGAGAACCUAAGGAGGACUCUGGAAGAGGAGAAAAGGAGAAGGAGAGAACUUGACCAGGACUUGGCCACCCUUACUUCUAGGCUCUCUGAGAUGGAGUUCUCAAACACCAAAUCUUAUAAAGAACUGGACUACAUCCGUGAUGAAAGUGGCCGCCUGCAACAAGAAAACCAAAGGCUGCUGAAUGAGAUCCGCAAGCUUAAGUCUGAGAUUGAGAUCACCAGCACUGAGACUCGGCUUAUAACAGAGUCAGCACCAAGGGAGGAUGGAAGGAACCUUGAGCUGAGGCUUGAUUCACUACAGAAGGAACUAGCAGAGCUUAGAGCCAUCACCCUCCAGAAGGAUGAGGAGAUCGAGAAGCUUCAAAAGAAUCUGGUGGCAGUUAGACAGAAGAAGGAACAGAGGGAGAGCCAUCUCAAAAGGUCUAUUGUGAUCAUCGACCCGGACACAGGCAAAGAGAUGCGACCAGAGGAGGCCUACAAACUAGGGCUGAUUGAUUGGAAGAUGUUCGUCAACCUGCAGAGUCAAGAGUGCGACUGGGAGGAGAUCACAGUCAAGGGCCCCAGGGGAGAAUCCUCAGUUCUUCAUGACAGAAAAUCAGGGAAAAAGUUCUCCAUCGAUGAAGCAUUGCGUCUUGGCCACAUCACAAAUCGCCAGCUUCAGCAGUACAUAAACAAAGAAAUUUCCAUCCAAGAGUUUGGUGUACUGGUGUCAGGCAAGAACAAGUAAAUGCACACCUGCUAAAAGAAAUUGCAUUUUCUUUUUGUUUUUACAUGAUUUUCUCUGUUUCAUCUCUUAUUUAAAGAUGCUGUGUACAAUAUUCAGACCAUCAAUAUAGCAGCAAACAACUAUCUGCUAUGUAAAGAUAUAGUGGAGUCAUGACAUCCUGAGCAGAGAAUGAAGUCAACUUUCCUUGUGUGUGUUAUAUGAGCAUCUCUGUUCUUUGUUUUGGUAGCGGGUCCAGCCGUGCAUACACUUAAGUGCAUUUGAGUCCCUGUGUGUGUAUUGCAUUGGCUAGCUAAUUGAUUUACUCUUCAUUGUGCUCAUAUGGCGGUUAACACUGAUAACGCCAUUCUGACCCAAGGUGGUGGAACGUCGUUGUUGUCACAGAAGCAUAACGCCCACCUUCCAGCUCUGAAUGUGUUACGCGGCUCAUUUAACAAUCUUCUUGUUUUAUUGUACUUCUAUUCUGACUUUAAAACUGUGGUGACUUGGCAUUACUUUAUGCAUGAUUUCUAAAUGCACUAUGUAUUUAUUUGCUUAUGCAUAUACAAUUUUGUGGUACUGACAUUAAUAUAUAUGGAUUGAUAUUACUAUUACUACAGCCAACUGCAUAACAUUUUGUGUGAUAGAAAGAGUUUGCUCAGCUAAGCGAUACUCUCAUACACUCUGGGUUCUAGGCAAGAGAACAUAUUUUUGCAUAUUAUUAUUUGAUACUGCCAUUGACAUUAAGAUGGGUACUAAAUGUUUCCUUUAUUUUUGGGGUAUCCCCAGGUUUACCUGGGUGCCCCAGGUUUAACUGAUGUGUCCUCUGUAAGCUUCAAUAAAAGUCAAAUCAGACUGGAAAAA
This is a messenger RNA of Plectropomus leopardus (leopard coralgrouper), 6331 nucleotides long. It is a transcript of the gene ppl, whose product is annotated as periplakin. Gene Ontology annotation, molecular function: cadherin binding; structural molecule activity. Gene Ontology annotation, biological process: intermediate filament cytoskeleton organization; wound healing. Lineage: Eukaryota; Metazoa; Chordata; Actinopteri; Perciformes; Serranidae. Gene Ontology annotation, cellular component: cytoplasm; membrane; cytoskeleton. The record is from RefSeq and is a predicted model, not a curated record.